CCAACCCAAGCUCGAGGUAAGGAAGAGACCUCUGCUCUCAUCUCAAUUGUCCUCUACGUGGCCGUACAUUUGUAACUAGACCACUACCUGAUCCUUCGAGCUAACAAUAACCCGUUGCAAUCCGAAUUCACAGUUGCCACCGCCCACAUAAUCACAACCAUCUCACCUACACCCUCUUGACAUUCAAAGCCAUGCUCCGCCUCUCCAUCGCCAGAGCCGCUCAAGCUAGCAGACUUCCUGCUUACAGAUCCUUCUCCGUUGCUGCUGCCAGAAUGGGCGAAGGUGAUACCGGUGCUGUCCGCCCAGGCGGCGUCCAAUCUGGUGACGCCUGGACCAAGAAGGAAUCCGCACAGGAGAAUAUGUUCAUCAGGCAACAGGAGAUUGAAAAGCUCCGUGCCCUCAAGGAGAAGUUGAAGCAGCAGCGCAAGCACCUUGACGAGCUUGAUGCCCACAUUGACGAGCUCACCAAGCAGCAAGGCGGUGAACAUCACUAAGAUAGACCAUGCUCCAUUUUUAGCGAUGAGCCUCGAAAUCGAGUUGGUAUAAAACCUUGGUGGCUACUUUUCAUGCAUCUCCACUCUUAGCCAUUGAUGAAUAUUUGGUAUAAAGCGUAACGCUAAGAAGAGACAAAGAAAAAUUAGUUGCUUGGAUUUUCCAGGGCGAUGUGUAUAUAGCCUAUGUGCAUCUUGUCUAAAUACAGCCAGAAGAGAUAUAAAUCUAGCAUCCUGUUUAGUAGCGGGUUUAUGAUGGCCUUUGGGCGAAGGUAUACUC
Messenger RNA from Coccidioides posadasii C735 delta SOWgp, 771 nucleotides. The record is from RefSeq and is a predicted model, not a curated record. Lineage: Eukaryota; Fungi; Ascomycota; Eurotiomycetes; Onygenales; Onygenaceae.